Molecule: messenger RNA, 1129 nt
Organism: Neoarius graeffei (lesser salmon catfish)
Lineage: Eukaryota; Metazoa; Chordata; Actinopteri; Siluriformes; Ariidae
Exons: 5
Coding region: 99-857 (252 amino acids)
Source: RefSeq, a predicted model, not a curated record
AAUGGAAAAUUGUCUUUUAUUUACAGGCACUGUUGCGUCAUGUCCUUCAAAGACUGCUUACACGCCUGGAACAUGUCCUGCAACAGCCACACCUGGACAUGGACUUCAUGCAGUUUGUAUGUUGUCAGGAGAGAGUUUUUCUCAGUGCCAUAGCAGGUCAAGUCACUAUUCCAGCAGAGGUAAUUGCAGGAAUAGAUGAACUGGACCGUGCGAUCAACACUGAGAUUGAUCAAGAAAAAGUAACAGCAUUGAGUAUGGAGCAAGGUGCAAGAGGGCGCCCAAAGACACUCAUUUCUGACGAGCAAAUAAGCAGCCUGUUGGAGUUGUCGUUCCCUGUACCGACAAUUGCUGAUUUACUUGGGGUGUCCAUCAGAACAGUGCGUCGGCGGAUGGAGGAGUUCAACCUUAGUGUUAGGGCCUCCUACAGCAACCUCUCAAAUGAGCAGCUUGAUGGGAUUGUGUCUGAGAUUAAAACCAGGAUGCCACAUGCAGGAUACCGCAUGAUGAAAGGGGCAUUGGAGGCAGAAGGACACAAAGUGCAGUGGGAUCGUAUCCGAGCAUCACUGCAUAGGGUGGACACCCUUGGUGUGUAUUCCCGCAUGAUAAACCUUGGGUGUGUGGUGAGACGGAGCUACUUUGUUCCGAGCCCAAGGUUUCUCAUGCACAUUGACACCAAUCACAAACUGAUCAGGUACAACAUGGUCAUAUUUGGGGGUAUUGAUGGAUAUUCAUGCAAGGUAAAACAACUUGCUGUAUGUCCAGAUUUUCAUCACUGUCCUUUCAGCUGUCUGGCUACUUGUUGCACUACAUCCAACAGUUGUCGAUCAUGUACCUGGGGGCUGCCCCCAAUAACCUAGCCUCAACCACCCUGAGCUUCUUCAUGGCAGCAGUGGAGCAGUUUGGCUUUCCAUUAAGGGUACGGGGAGACCAUGGCGUGGAAAACGUUGACGUGGCUCGUUUGAUGUUUUCAGUCCGAGGCACGGGGAAAGGCAGCUUCAUAGCAGGGAAGAGUGUGCACAAUCAGCGCAUAGAGCGGCUGUGGCGAGAUGUAUGGUCAGUGACAAGUGCCUACUACAACACCCUCCAUUCCCUCGAGGAUGAUGGUCUUCUGGACAUCUCAGAUAGUGUG